GUUUUUAGUGGCUCUCACCCCUUCUCUGAGUUGAUCCAAUUGGAAGGACCAGAUAUGGAGGAAAAGAAAUCAUGGAGGAAGAAAGAAAUGAAAGAGCUGUGCUCUCGGUAAUGGCCAUUAUAAGGCUCUUCGCUUCUCGCAGAGACUCUUUCUUUCAGCUAGCACUCUUUGCUCCCUGCUAGUUUCAAGUUUUUUUUGGCGGAAACCCAGGUGGGUUUUCUGAGUUCACUCCUUCACUUGAUUUUGCUUUCUUCUCUGUUUCUGUCUAGCGAUGGGUUGCUUCUCUGAUAUCUGUAAAGUUUGUGUUCUUAGAUUGGACUCCAGCUUGGCUUUUGUUUCGGGUUUUUGUCGGUUCGUUUCAGUGUUCUUUGAGCUGCCUGUUCGAUUCUCUGUGUUGAAUCUGUUGGCUGAAAAACAUUGAUCGGCCGCUAAUCUGAUGGACCCUUCUUGCAGAUAAAGUCAUAUGUCGUUCUUGUUAGAAUUUCCCCCCUCCAUUAUAGAGCUUUCAUACCUGCUUGGUUUGUGUUUGAGUUUGCUCUAGUCUUCCAAUCCUGUUGGUGGUUGAUCUUUGAUUCUGCUUCAUCAUCUCUUUUCAUUUGCUCUUGGUCUUCUGUGCUUAUACAACUGGUGUUUGACUUUGAAAUAUUUGAUCAAUGUUUACCAUUACCCUCCUAGUUCUGGUAUAUAGUGCCUUGAUUCUCAGAUGCAGGAUUGAAAGAUAUUAGAGUGAUUGGGGAAUGGAGAUUUUCUUUUUCUUGUGGAGAGUGUGUAUUCAGGAGGAGAGAUUAGAGAAUCUUUGGUUUUGGCUUACUGUCUUGUGGAAUUACUUGGGCUAUCCUGAUCAGUCAAGUGAUUGUUUAUUUGCUCAAUGAAAUCAUCUGUGAACUCUCUUCUGUGAGAGGAUACGCAUCUACUUCCAUGGAAGGCUAAGACAGCUUUGUAAUGAUAUUUUGCUCUUCCUUUCAUCCUUCAACGUUUAAUUGCUAAAUUAUUCAGGCUACAUUUUAGGGGCUUGAUAUCGCUUUUGAUGAUUGGAACUUCAUAUUUAUGCAUGAUUUGCAUUUAACUACUGCAGUGGGGAAUUGGCUGGUGUUGUGUUUGGAUGGCAUAGAGGAGCUCUUACCAAUACUCAUUAUGAGAAGCAAAUCGCCAUAAAAACGGGUAUGCAUAUACAGUACUAAUGGCUGCUUCUGAUUCAGGGUCACAUUUCCAAUCUCAUGUUCCGGGCCUCAAACCAAGCAGCUCAUUCUUCAACCUCCCCAGUUUCUUUAUAGGGUUUAGUUCGAAAAGUUCAUCAGAGUCUGACUCUGCUAGAAGCCCUACAUCUCCUCUUGAUUUCAGUUUCUUCUCCAAUCUUAGCAACCCGUUUAGCCUUAAGUCCCCAAAGACAUCAAAGGUUGAACACAAAACACAAUGGAAUGGCCGCAAAGUAGGCCUUGGCCUCGUCAAGUUGCUCUUAGACGAGACCCAACAAAGUGAGGAAGUUCUUAAAUCCCCCAAGAGGAAGAAUGUAAUCUUUGGAUCACAGAUCAAACUUGGUCAUGAUUCCUUGAGAUCCAAUUCUUUGCCUAAAAACUAUGUCAUCUCACUACCAUCUCAAACUGGAGAAGAGGAAGUGGUCCCAUUAGAGUCUAUGGAAUUUGAAGAGUCUUCUUCUCUGAGUAGCUUGACAAGAAUACCAAGUUUUGGUCUGAAAAAAGCAUGUCUGUCAGCAAAUAGGUCCAGUUCUAUACCAAGUUUGCCCGUGGUUGUGAGUAAAAGUUUGAAGAAGCACCAUUCCUUGAACAUCAAGCCGACUUCUGUACCAAUACCGAUCAGUUCGCAUGAGAUCGAGCUUUCUGAAGACUAUACUUGUAUAAUUUCCCAUGGUCCAUGCCCUAAAACAACUCAUAUUUUUGGUGACUGCAUUUUACCAUGUCAUGCUAGUAGUGAGUUGACCAAUUUUGACCAGAGUAAGGCUACUAUUGGGUUUGAAAUGCUUCCUCAAGAGGCUAAGUGCCCUGAGGAAGGUUUACCCUCUGAAGAGUUUUUGAGUUGCUGUUACUCUUGCAAGAAAAAGCUGGACAAUGGAGAUCACACCUAUAUGUACAGAGGCGAGAAAGCAUUUUGCAGUUGUGAUUGCCGCUCGGAGGAAAUUCUUGGUGAGGAUGAUAGCGACAGACUUGAUGAUAACUCCUCACAGAACUACUCUCCUAAGUCGAGCUUCCAUGGAGACAUUUUCUAGAGAGGAUACAUAAAAAAUCAUCUAUUAUGUGUAUUUAAGAACAGAAUUCUGUUUUCCAGCAAUGGGGGAUCAGUAUGCAUCUCAAUCUUAUCCUCGCGAGUUUUGUAGCAGACAAUGUGAGUUUUGCAGCAACAUGCUGAUGUGUUGAGAACUUUCAGCAGAUAGAUGGGUUAGAGAAGUGGCUAUGAAGCCCUCUCUCAUCACUCUGCAUUAUUUUUGGCACUAUAAUUUGAUGAGCUCUAUAGUUGCCUUUCUGAAAUGCAUCCUCAAUGGAUUUAAGUGGGAUUUUUGUACGGAGAACACCUGUUUUUGCAGUAGCUUUGAGAACAAUGAAUAAUGAGAUAUGAAUGUAGCAUUGAUUUUCAGUUGUGUUGGCCAUGGAAAUGAG
Molecule: messenger RNA, 2612 nt
Organism: Linum tenue
Lineage: Eukaryota; Viridiplantae; Streptophyta; Magnoliopsida; Malpighiales; Linaceae
Source: the annotation of a GenBank genome assembly